AUGUCUAGUCCAGGAGGCCAGGACCUCCUUGCAGCACAGCCUCUUGAUGAGAACGAAGUGGAUGACGAUGACUCGGCGCUAGGGCAAGACUUUGCAAGCUCUACUGCUUCCCUCACCUCCAGUAUUCUCGAAUACCGAAAGUUUCAGGGUCGGACUUUUAAUAGUGACAAGUACGAGACUGAAUAUUUCGCACCAAAUGAUGAGAGGCAGAAGGAAUCCAUUGACAUCUCGCAUCACUACUUUAUGUUACUUCUCGACGGCAAGCUUUCGCUUGUCCCUUCGCCAGAUGAAUUGAAAAAGGUACUUGACAUCGGAACCGGGACCGGUAUAUGGGCAAUCGACUUUGCCGACCAAUAUCCCAACGCCGAGGUCAUUGGAACAGACCUUUCCCCAAUUCAGCCAGAUUGGGUACCACCAAAUGUCCGAUUCGAACUCGAGGACGCAACUAGUAACUGGACUUGGUCUAACGACACCUUUGACUUUGUUCAUAUGCGCUACUUGAUUGGCGCUAUUAUAGAUUGGGGCGCCUUAUUUAAAGAAGCAUUCCGCUGUUGCAAGCCUGGAGGCUUCGUCGAAUCUGUUGAGGUUAAUUCAACCUUCUUCAGUGACGAUGGGACAGCGAGCGAUGUGGCGGCAGUGCAGACAUGGAAUAAGCUUUUUAGAGGGGCGAGUAAAGCGUUUGGUCGUAGCUUUUGCGAGAUUGAGGGGGACGCGGAGCUUCUAGCUGCAGCUGGAUUUGUAGACCUGCAAGUUACCGACUUUAAGGUUCCUGUCGGCGGAUGGGCCAAGGACGCCAAGUUACGUCAAGUCGGCGAGUUUCUUCGCGCAACGAUGGAGAACGAUCUUGAAGGUAAUAGGCAGAUAGGCUGUUGGCAAGUGUAUGUCAAGCUCAUUGAAAACAGGCUGUUGCAGCAUUGUUUGCUCUACUUCAACAAGAUCUUCCGCAUUGUAACCCCCGAUGCAACAAAAGUGAAUUACCCAAAUCUUGAACCAGUAUCUGAUGGAGGAAAUGGUCUUUGCACUGCGGGGUUAAGAGAGCUGGCUCAGCCAUAUCCUGGACCUCCACUCCCCAGUCCAUCGCAUAUCCGCCUCAUCUGCCUACGCCCCGGAACAGAUGAAGGGAUUUAUUGCGAGCUAAUGGUCGUAUCCAUCGACUCCGCACCGAGCUAUGAGGCUUUAUCGUAUACCUGGGGCGAUCCCUCAAUUACAGAGACCAUCAACAUGACCACGCAAGGCUCCGAGACUAUGCAACAAUUCUCGGUAACUUCUAACUGCUUCUCUGCUCUAAAACGCCUUCGCUAUAAAGAUAGAACUCGGGUUCUAUGGAUAGACGCCUUGGCGAUUGACCAAUCUAAUGUCAACGAGAGAAAUCACCAAGUCAGUCUCAUGUCAAAGAUAUACUCUCAGGCUGCAGUUGUAGUCGUUUAUCUCGGCGACGCAGCAGGCAACAGCGACCUGGCCAUCGAGUUCAUCAUGGAGUGUUAUGAUCCGUCUCCCAAUACUACAUCGCUCAGUUUCCCAAAAUCAGACAUCUUGAUGCAAGCACUUCGAAAUCUCUUUCUGAGACCUUGGUUCACAAUGGUCUGGGUGAUUCAAGAAGUCUUUUUAUCAACUGAGAAGAUUAUAUACUGCGGAGACAAAGAACUAUGUUGGUCCGCCAUGGAGAACUUCAAGCAUUACCUCGUGAACACGAGAAUGCAAUUUCGACUGCCUUACGUGGUCUCAAUACCAAACCGACAUUGCGAAGAGGAGACCACGGAGAAACUACUGUUGAGAACUCUCCUUGAUUCCCGACACUGUCAAGCAAGUGAUCCGCGUGAUAAAGUCUACAGCCUACUACCGAUACUGCAGUCUUAUAUCAAGUCAUUGGACUUGGCACCGAAGUACCAGGACGGAUUAGACAAGAUCUACACGGAUUGUGCUGUGUCUCUGUUACCAAGUUGCGGCUGGAACGUUGUGUAUGCUGUACAGGGCCAAUCACUUGUAGAAAUCUUACCGUCUUGGGUUCCAGAUUGGAGCGUCACGCCUCAACGGUAUAUUAUCGGCACAGCUCCCUGGAUGGAAAUGAGCUAUUUUUGGAUAGACAAGGGACUCCCAGGGGUUCCAGACAAACCUCAAGUCAUGAUGCGUAACUCAAAUGACGGACAAAAGCUCGUCCUGCGGGGAUACGGAUAUCCUCGCGGAAGAAUUGUGAGAAUGGGAUCAACUUACAUCGCAGGUACAACUCCUUUCCCUGCUAAAGAGUGGUAUACCCUCGUGCAUAAGAUUGGCUCAUCAGCACCACCCAAUAACUCUGGAUCUAUCUUACCUAGCCAAAAGCCUCCUCACCUGAGAGACUCCUUCUUCCAGUUCCUUCGACUUGCCCGCUACUUGUACUCAUCAAGCAUGGAAGAUAAAGAAGAAGACCCUGUAAAUGAGCUGCCGGAACCAGAUUUCAUCAUAGGAGGUUCGCGAAUCUCUUAUCGAGAUUACAAGUUUGGAUCGAGGUGGGAACAUACAGUGAGGAAAUUGGCUGCUGAGAGGAAAGAUGGUGUGCUGCCGUUCAGGGACAUCCCCUUUCAUUAUGCGGCGGAGGGUUGGCCACCGAGUUAUGGCAAUACUAUUAGUGGGAACUUGGAGGCUUGUCAUCUGCGUCGGUGCUUUGUUACUGAUACUGGAUAUUUUGGACUUGCGCCUGCGGAAGCAGAGAUUGGAGAUCAAGUGUUUAUCUGUGUUGGGGCUUCGGUUCCGUUCGUGCUGAGAGAGAUUAGUAGUGGCGGUGAUGAACUUCACUUGGUUGGAGAGAGCUAUCUACAAGUUCGCGCAUGGGAAGAAAUGACCAACAACGAAAGUCAACCUGAACCUUUGUAUAUCGUAUAA
Fusarium tjaetaba is the source of this 2859-nucleotide messenger RNA. Its product is annotated as heterokaryon incompatibility protein het-6. The record is from RefSeq and is a predicted model, not a curated record. The coding region runs from base 1 to 2859 and encodes 952 amino acids. NCBI's taxonomy places the organism in Eukaryota, Fungi, Ascomycota, Sordariomycetes, Hypocreales, Nectriaceae. The transcript has 11 exons.